CCCUAGCGCAUGCGUGUUGCAGCAAAAACAUCCAAAAUGGCGGUUGUGACGACCUGACGAAAGUGGAAAAGCGAAAAUAAGUCCCCAAACCCCACGAUAUCGACCCAGAACUUGCUUAUUAGCCUAAAGGAUACAAUUAAGACACCAUGUUGGACCUGGAGGUCGUUCCUGAACGAUCGCUGGGCAAUGAACAGUGGGAGUUCGCGCUAGGUAUGCCAUUUGCACAAGCCGUGAACAUCUUAAAGAGACAAUGCGGAAGUAUCAAGGAUGUUCAAGUCUUGUACAGUGACACGAACCCACUUGGUAUGGACCUGGUGUUGAACUUGACUCAGGAUGGGAUAAGGCUUAUCUUCGACCCCAUGGUGCAGAGACUUAAGAUCAUAGAGGUAUAUAACCUUAGCAAAGUCAAGUUGAAAUAUUGUGGAGUCCACUUCAACUCCCCCCAUGUACAGCCCACCAUAGAACAGAUAGACCAGUCCUUUGGAGCAACCCACCCUGGAGUGUACGAUGCUGCUCGUCAUGUCUUCAUGUUGAACUUCAGGGGCCUUUCCUUCUCCUUCCCCAUAGAGUCCAAAUUUGAGCCACACUACACACAUGGACUUGGGUCUCUCCAGUUCCCAAAUGGAGCCUCCCCAACAGUAUCUCAGAUGUGCAUCUACACGGGAAACUCACUGGCUGAUACAAAAGCCCCUCCCAUGCCCCUGUCUUGUUUCCAUGGUAACUGUUACCCGGAGACAGUGGAGGUACUGAGAGACCACAACGGUCCAACAGGGCUGAAGGUGCAGCUAGCUAUAGAAGGAACAGGACCAGGUCAUGUAUCAGAAUUAAGAAGAAAAACUCUAGAAAGACUGGUGAUGUUUGGAGACUCUGCACAGGAAGUGACCAGUUACCUCGGCUCUCCUAGCAAGGUCUUCUACAAGAGUGAAGAUAAGAUGAGAAUCCAUUCCCCCUCUCCCCGGAAACUGGCUCCGUCCAAGUCGUCUGACUACUUCUUUAAUUAUUUCACACUUGGGCUGGAUGUGUUGUUUGAUGCAAAUACUCAUCGAGUCAAGAAAUUUAUUCUACAGACCAACUUUCCAGGGCAUUACAACUUCAACAUAUAUUACCGCUGCGACUUCAGGAUCCCAAUUAAGAAAGAUUUCAGCUCUGAUGUACAGGACGACACCUUUACUAUCACACCUUACACAAAGUGGGACAGUGUGCAGGACUUUCUGUACAAGCCGGUGGAGAAACCAGUCGUUCUGAACCGGGCGUCUACAACCAACACCACCAACCCUUUCGGUUCCACCUUCUGCUACGGUUGCCAGCAUAUGAUCUUUGAGGUGAUGUCCAAUAACCACAUAGCAGCAGUCACUGUCUACCAGCCCAACAAACCCGGGGUGUGUGAUGACCGAUGACCUUACCAAGGACCAAACAACAGGAACAAUACAUGCAUCUGUGAAAUUAACCUUCUAGUUGCUGAGGAAGUCUUUUGGCAUCAAGUUUGUAUUAGUUAUGGGGUUAGGCAGCAGAGAGAAGGUUAACACAACGUGUGAUGUCGUUGAACAGUGCAGAAAGACAAAUUUCAACGUUUCUCCAAACAAGAGCAUGUUAAACUACUGUACUUAUAUGUAAAAGAUGACAGUUAUAGUGCAAUUGCAGAUUUUACGCCUCUGAAAGGGAUGAGCAUUUCCCCCUUCAUGUACGGAUUAUGACUCAGUAUAAUGUCAUGUACUAGUAUGUCAUUCAAGAAAUCUUAAACAUUAAGACUUUAUGCCUGAGCAAAGUGGUGUUACAAAGAAAUGUUGCAUGGAGACAAGAACUGAUCAGAACUUGUGGAUGAAUUGUACAGAAGAAAUUAUACUGAUCUGGCAAACAUGUGCACAUGUAGUUAUGAUAUACAUAUAUAUACAUGUAUGUAAACAUGAAAAAAGUGUGAGUUUUUCUUCACUGUACUGUGUCAGGAGGAGGUAGUAUUUCAGACAUUUAGGAUCAACCCUUAGGCUUCGUUUGUUCAGUCUUAUUUCCUGCCUAGUAGUAUGAUACAUUGGUUAUUUUGGAUGUUCAAAAAAGGGGCUAUGUUAUGCAGAU
This is a messenger RNA of Branchiostoma belcheri (Belcher's lancelet), 2070 nucleotides long. RefSeq names its product UPF0183 protein C16orf70 homolog. Gene Ontology annotation, biological process: Golgi to plasma membrane protein transport. Bases 147 to 1397 code for a protein of 416 amino acids. The record is from RefSeq and is a predicted model, not a curated record. NCBI's taxonomy places the organism in Eukaryota, Metazoa, Chordata, Leptocardii, Amphioxiformes, Branchiostomatidae. The transcript has 16 exons. Gene Ontology annotation, cellular component: dendrite; synaptic vesicle membrane; trans-Golgi network.